Messenger RNA from Salvelinus sp. IW2-2015, 1333 nucleotides. RefSeq names its product chymotrypsin-like elastase family member 2A. NCBI's taxonomy places the organism in Eukaryota, Metazoa, Chordata, Actinopteri, Salmoniformes, Salmonidae. Gene Ontology annotation, molecular function: serine-type endopeptidase activity. The record is from RefSeq and is a predicted model, not a curated record. Gene Ontology annotation, biological process: proteolysis.
UGUGGGCACGAGGCAGUGAUUCUGCUGAAGAUGGUUGAUGUUCCUGGACCUCCGCUCAUAUCUCUGCUGCUGCUGUUGAGUGUGUCGGCUCUGCCUGCCGCCGCAUACACCCUGACCCCCGGCAGACUGCCCCAGGCCCAGCACAAAGUCCUGCAACUAGACUGGCCUAAGGACUGUGGCAUGGCACACUACAAACCCAACAUGGCUGAACGGAUCGUCUCUGGCAACGAGGCCAGACCUCACUCCUGGCCAUGGCAGGUCUCCCUACAGGUUCGUCCCAGAGGCAGUAAGCACUACAUCCACGUCUGUGGCGGAACACUCAUCCACAAGAACUGGGUCCUCACCGCUGCCCACUGCUUCCAGAAGGGUAAAGCCGAGGAUGCUGGGAGUUGGAGGAUCGUCCUGGGGAAGCAUCGGCUGAAACGUUCCGAGACGCCCGAGAGGACUAUCCCGGUGAAGAGGAUCUACCGUCACGAGCACUUCCGUUACCCCACACACAGCGAGCUGGACUAUGACAUYGCCCUGGUCAAGGCUGCCACCGACAUCGUGCCCAACAACCAUAUACGCUACGCAUGCCUGCCGCGCAAACAGAUCAACCUGAAGCCUGGACAAUACUGCUGGGUGACCGGCUGGGGAGACACUCGGGGUGGGAAGGAGAACGUGUCUCUGGCUGAGGCUCUGAACCAGGCCCGUCUGCCCAUCAUCGACUUCAAGACCUGCCGUCAGAAGAAGUUCUGGGGAGACCGCGUCCGGGACUCCAUGAUCUGUGCCGGCUUCAGAGAUACAGAAGGACCACCUGCUGCCUGCCAGGGUGACUCAGGGGGUCCUCUGCUGUGUCAGCUGGGGCGUGACAGGUGGGAGGUGCACGGUGUGGUGAGCUUCGGCCCCAUCGGCUGCACUGUGGAGAACAAGCCCAGCGUGUUCACCCGCACCGCCAACUACAUCCCCUGGAUCGAGGCUACCCGCAUCAGAGACUUCUUCCUGCACUAGACCACACACACACACAGAACCUUACAACCCUUCUGCACCCAUCAAACUACAGCAGUGUUUUUKGGGGAGAGAUAGCAUAUUGCAGUUUGUUUCGUAAUCACACCCAUGUCAAUGAUUCAGUGUUGUUCCAUGUCCAUAACCUAUCAAUUUUGUCUUGAGCAUUCUGUUCUGCUAAAUGUAACAUUCAGAAUCAUGUUAUCCUAUUUUAAAUGGUGCAAUAUUUGCAUGGCAUUUAUGACACCUUGACCCCCACCCUGUCCCCAACCACUGCUCCACUUCCUGGUUGUACUCUUUCCUGACUACAUUUCCCACCAUGCACCCAAUAAAGUUAGCAGAAAAAGCA